AUGUCUGGUUCAGAAAGUAGGAAAACCAAUAGGUCAACUGUAAGGCAUGAUUACAAACAAAUAAGUGAGAUUGGAAUUGAAGUCGACACUGCAGAAAAUCCUUUAGGUAUCUCUAGUUGUAUUCCACCAACAGAGGGCGCUCGACCAAGGUUGACAAGUGAGGAUACAUUACAGCUCCUAGAAUGUGAGUAUAAAUCCCUUGUACAAGAGCAAGAACAACUCCAGAGGGAGGCACUCAUCGCUAAGAUGAGGAAAAAGGUGGAUAGGAAGAAAAAAGAGAUAGCAGAACUAAGAGGUGAGAGUAUUUUAGUUGACAACAAAGUUUCUUUACAAGAUUUGAAAAAAGACAAAAAAAAACUACGUUCAAAGGCAAAGAAAACUUUAAAAGAAACAGGAUUAUGUUCCGAAUCCUCAAUUAAUUCGUCAGAUAUAGAUAGUUCUGAGUCGAACAAUGACGAUCCUGUAAAUGAGAAAGAGAAAAACAAAAGUUUGAAAAAACCUGAAAUUGAAGGUGCUGAUUCAGAGUCGGACGAACCUUCAAGUACACAAAGAAAAAGAAAAAAAUGA
Molecule: messenger RNA, 567 nt
Organism: Mercenaria mercenaria
Lineage: Eukaryota; Metazoa; Mollusca; Bivalvia; Venerida; Veneridae
Product: protein FAM133B-like
Exons: 1
Coding region: 1-567 (188 amino acids)
Source: RefSeq, a predicted model, not a curated record